AUGUCAAAUCCAAGAACUGCUAUUAUCGUUUAUUCAUUAUAUCAUCACGUUGCAACUUUAGCUAAAGAAGCUAAAGUUGGAGUUGAAGCUGCUGGUGGUGUAGCUGAUUUAUUUCAAGUUCCUGAAACUUUAAAUGAUGAUGUCUUAAAAAUCUUACAUGCUCCUCCAAAACCUGAUUUCCCUAUUGCAACUUUAGAUACUUUAAAAGAUUAUGAUUCUUUCUUAUUUGGUAUUCCAACUAGAUAUGGUAAUAUGCCAACCCAAUGGAAAUCAUUUUGGGAUGGUACUGGUUCAUUAUGGGCUAAAGGAGCUUUAAGAGGGAAAUUUGCUGGUGUUUUCGUUUCUACUGGUUCUCCAGGUGGUGGUCAAGAAACCACUGUUAUCAAUACUUUAUCUACUUUAACUCAUCAUGGUAUGCCAUUUGUUCCAUUAGGUUUCGCUAACCCAGCUCAAGGUUCAUUUGAAAAUGGUAUUCAAGGUGGUUCUCUUUGGGGAGCUGGUACUUUUGCCGGUCAUGAUGGUUCAAGACAAGUUACUGAUAUUGAAAAAUCAAUUGCUCAAACUCAAGGUUCAGAAUUCUAUAAGACCAUCACUAAGUUUAGAAAUUAG
Messenger RNA from Scheffersomyces coipomensis, 609 nucleotides. RefSeq names its product flavoprotein-like protein. NCBI's taxonomy places the organism in Eukaryota, Fungi, Ascomycota, Pichiomycetes, Serinales, Debaryomycetaceae. The coding region runs from base 1 to 609 and encodes 202 amino acids. The transcript has a single exon. The record is from RefSeq and is a predicted model, not a curated record. Gene Ontology annotation, molecular function: FMN binding; NAD(P)H dehydrogenase (quinone) activity. Gene Ontology annotation, cellular component: membrane.